AUGGACAAGUCCUCGAAACCAAGUCGUACCGAUAUACUGGAAAACGCCUCUAUCCAGUCGUCUGACAGCUACAAAAGCAAGAGACCCGCGGAACGUUCUACUUCGACCAAUCCACUCGAAGACCCGCGGAUGAAGAAAAAUCGAUCAGCCCGAGUCACCAACUCGUCUUCCGAUGAGGGAGAAACGAGUCAAUCGACCCGCGGAGCUCAGAACCCCGAGGAACUCUUCGCCAGCUUGCCAACCUUGGCUCAAACGGAACAGAUAAUCCGUCAACUCCAAAUGAGCUCGGAACGCUGGGACCAACUAGUCCUCGGCCUCGACAUGUCAAGUGCUCGAUUGGCAGCAGCCCUCAGCGGAUCCGCGGAUCAGGGAGAAGCUCCAAGAGCCGAAGGAGCAAACCGCGAAGCGAGACCAUCCGAUCUCGUCGAGUUCUGCCAACGCCAACUCAAAGGCAACAAUCCGCGAAUGAUUCCCGCGGCCAAACAUCGUCCCGAGAUAUGUGGAUAUCCCAUCCUAUCCGAGUCAUCGGAUGAAGGAGACGGGCAGAAGGAGUCGGCCCGCGGAUGCUCAAAAGCCAAGUGGUCCUUCGAGACGAAUCCAGAGGAAGACGAAAUUCCUCAGCUACUCCGUCAACUUCUGAACUCAGUCGACAGAUGGGAGCCAUCGAUCGUCAGCCUCGAGCUCGCAACCAAUCGAUUGACCGAAGCGCUAGUGAGAUCCGCGGAUCAGAAAGAGAAGCAAGGGAAAAGACCGUCGAACCGCCACUUCCGCACAAACAUCCACGAAGAGUUCCUCAACAUCUCUGACAAAUUGGAGAUACUGGAGCUCAAAAUAGAGGUGUUGGCGCAAAAACUCGCGGCAAAACCAUCAGAGCCGACGAACGAGGAAGGAAUCGCGGACCGCGGAUCACUCAAGAAAUAG
This is a messenger RNA of Caenorhabditis remanei, 921 nucleotides long. RefSeq lists its product as uncharacterized. The transcript is spliced from 4 exons. The coding region runs from base 1 to 921 and encodes 306 amino acids. The record is from RefSeq and is a predicted model, not a curated record. Lineage: Eukaryota; Metazoa; Nematoda; Chromadorea; Rhabditida; Rhabditidae.